Molecule: messenger RNA, 1575 nt
Organism: Triticum turgidum subsp. durum (durum wheat)
Lineage: Eukaryota; Viridiplantae; Streptophyta; Magnoliopsida; Poales; Poaceae
Source: the annotation of a GenBank genome assembly
AUGGACCCGAGUGAUGGAGGCCCAGAUGAGUUGCCACCACCACCUCCUCUGCCUCCCGACGUGGUGCCCAUCAAAGAAAAAGAAGAUGUCGCCGAGGAACUGCCUCCAAACAAGCCAGCAAAGCCCAAAAGGCUCCCAAUGGCCAGGCCUGGGCUAGGGAAGAGAGGGCACACCAUCCAACUACUUGCUAACCACUAUAAAGUCUCCCUGAAGGGUUCAGAGGAAUUUUUCCACCACUACCAUGUUAAUCUGAAGUAUGAGGAUGAUCAACCUGUUGUUGAAAAGGGGAUAGGGAGAAAGGUGCAGGAUAAACUGGUGCAAAUGUACCAUUCCGAUCUUGCCAACAAGGACUUUGCAUAUGAUGGUGAGAAGAGCCUCUUUACAAUUGGGGCUCUUCCCCAAGUACACAAUGAAUUCACUGUAGUAUUGGAAGACAUUGGAAGUGGAAAGAGCUCUGGAGGUAAUAGUGGCAACAGUCCUGAAGGUAGUGACACGAAGAGAGUGAGCAGGCCGUACCAGUCAAAGAUUAUAAAAGUGGAGCUGAGCUUUGCGGCGAAAAUGCCUAUGGCCGCAAUCGCGCAGGCCAUUAGAGGUGAAGAAUCAGAGAACUCCCUGGAGGCUAUUCGAGUUCUUGAUAUCAUACUGAGGCAGCAUUCUGCAAAGCAGGGCUGUCUUCUAGUCCGCCAAUCAUGUUUCCACAAUAAUCCUAAAAGUUUCAUUGACUUGGGCGGUGGUUUGUCGGGAUGCCAAGGAUUUCACUCAAGUUUCCGUGGUACACAAAGUGGGCUCUCCCUAAAUAUUGAUGUUUCGACUACCAUGCUUGUUAAACCUGGUCCUGUUAUCGAUUUUCUUCUUGCUAACCAGAUGGUUCGUCGCCCUGAUGAAAUUAACUGGCAAAAGGCCAAGCGUACCCUCAAGAGCUUGAGGAUAAAAACCACUCACACAAAUUCAGAGUUUAAGAUAGUUGGUUUAACUGAGAAAAAUUGCAACGAACAAACGUUUCCAUUGAGGCGGAGGAACGGUGACAACGGAGACACUGAUACUGUUGAAAUGACAGUCUAUGAUUACUUUGUACAGAACAGAGGCAUAGAACUGCGCUAUUCUGGUAAUCUCCCAUGUAUCAAUGCUGGGAGGCCAAAGCGUCCAACUUACUUCCCUGUCGAGCUUUGCACGCUUGUUCCUCUGCAAAGAUACACCAAAGCUCUGUCUACUCUUCAGAGGUCCUCACUUGUCGAGAAAUCCAGACAAAAGCCUCAUCAAAGAAUGUCAACUCUUGAUGAUGCACUUAAACGUAGCGACUAUGACUCUGACCCCAUGCUGAAGGCAUGUGGCAUUACAAUUGCCCGAAACCUUACUCAAAUUGAAGGGAGGAUCCUGCAAGCACCCAAGCUGAAAGCCGGUAAUGAUGAAGAAUUCGUCCCACAAAAGGGUCGUUGGAACCUUGCGAGAAAGAAGCUGAUCCAGACCUGUUCUGUUACGAGGUGGGCAGUUGUCAAUUUCUCUGCAUGUUGUGAUGCUCGUGGUCUUGUCCGAGACCUUACAAGGAUUGCAAUUGCAAUGGAGAUUGGGGAUUGA